Molecule: messenger RNA, 1590 nt
Organism: Aplosporella prunicola CBS 121167
Lineage: Eukaryota; Fungi; Ascomycota; Dothideomycetes; Botryosphaeriales; Aplosporellaceae
Exons: 1
Coding region: 1-1590 (529 amino acids)
Source: RefSeq, a predicted model, not a curated record
AUGUCCGAUUCCGCAGCAGCAACAGCAGCAGCCUCCACCGCUGCCGCCGCAUCCUCUAUUCAGCCAUCUUCCACUCAGGCAUCCAGCACCACAGCAGCGGCAUCCUCAACUGCGGCAGCAUCUUCGACGGCAGCAGCAUCAUCUACCCUCACCACCUCAACCACCUCUGCAUCAUCAUCAUCAUCAUCAUCAUCAUCAUCAUCAUCUUCUUCUUCUUCUUCUUCUUCCUCCGCCUCUUCCACUUCCAAUACAUCCGCCUCCAGCACCUCCUCCUCAACAUCCUCGGCAUCAGCCUCCAGCGCCGCCGCCCAUGCAGCCAACAAGAAAAUCCCCAUCGUCGCCGGCACCCUCGUCGGCCUCUUCGUCCUCGUCAUGCUCCUCGCCGGCGCCGCAGUCUGGCUCCGCAAGCGGCGCCACGCCCGCAAGAACGCCCUACUUCCAACCAGCAAGUCGGCGCACAUGAGGAGCAUCUCGACGUCCAAGUCGCCCAUCGCCGGCCUCUACGUCCCCGUCGCCCAAGGCGAGCAAUCGCCCCCGGCAUACCCUCGCGCCGAGCCCGAGACCACAGAGGCAGCAGCGGCGCCGGCAACCACGGAAGGAACGACGACGACGACGGCUGACGCGGCCGCCACGGCCGUGCCCUCCACCACCACGCCCGCCAUCACGACGACCAACGCCGACGCGCCAGCGCCGGCGCCACCGGCCCGUGCUUUCUCGAGCAGCACGCGCGGCUCGAACGGCAGCGCGCCGGAAUCGGACUCGACGGACCUGGCGGCCUUCACCAUCAUCACGCCGCCGUCCCAGCACUCGCGCAACACGAGCACGAGCACGCUGCCCGCGACGCUCACUGUCGGCAGCGGGAGCAACACGCCGACGCCGACGGCCACGGCCGCAAACAGCUACACCAACCUGCUGGGCACGGUGUCGUCGUCGACGACGUCGCUGCCGCCAUCGGCUUCAGCAGCAGCGGCAGCACCAGGCAUGCACGCGCGCACCGUCAGCGCCGGCAGCGUCACCAGCCUCGGCAGCGCCGGAAGUAACAACAAUAACAACGACCGCCGCCGCACCUCGCAGCUCUACGUGCCCUUCACGCCGUCGUCGCGCCGCCUCUCCGCCACGAACCUGACCCUAAUCCCGCUGCAAGUAGCGGCGCCGCCCGCGGCCUCGGCCCCCUCGCAGGCCGCAAGCCUGCACCAAGCGUCAUCAACCUCCUCUUCGGCCGCCGCCUCGCCGCCCGUGUCCGCGCCCCCCAGCGAGGCCGGCACCACGACGACCGGCUCGGCCGACGACGCCGACCUCCCGGCCCCGCUGCGCGUCGCUGCCGCCAACAGCAGUCGCCGCUCGCGCGUCAGCUCCGUCAGCACGCUCAUGGCGGGCGGGAGCAGCGUUGGCCGCAGUAGGAGCAGCACCGGCCCCUCGCUCAAUAGGUACUAUGCUGGCGGGCAGGCGCCGGAAGACGGCAACGCGGGCGCGGGCGCGGCCGCUGCUGCGCCUGGCUCCGGGGCCCCCGACGAGGCGCCCCUGUAUGGGAGUACGAGUAGCAGGAAGAGCAUCUUCCGGAGGAGCUUUGGGGGUGUCAGCCCCAAGUAA